Molecule: messenger RNA, 942 nt
Organism: Phodopus roborovskii (desert hamster)
Lineage: Eukaryota; Metazoa; Chordata; Mammalia; Rodentia; Cricetidae
Product: olfactory receptor 1013
Exons: 1
Coding region: 13-942 (309 amino acids)
Biological process (GO): G protein-coupled receptor signaling pathway; sensory perception of smell
Cellular component (GO): membrane
Molecular function (GO): odorant binding; olfactory receptor activity; G protein-coupled receptor activity
Source: RefSeq, a predicted model, not a curated record
CUCCUUGCAGCCAUGGAGCAGGAUAAUAAUACAAUCAGUGAGUUCAUCAUGUUGGGAUUCACAACAGACCCUGUGCUGCAGAAGUUCUUGUUCGUAGUGUUUCUUGUUGUGUACACAUUGACUUUACUGGGAAACAGCUGCCUCAUUGUGUUGAUCUGCAAUGACUCCCGGCUCCACACACCUAUGUAUUUCUUCAUUGGAAACUUAUCAUUCCUAGAUCUUGGGUUGUCUUCUGUCUACACACCAAAGAUCCUAGCAACCUGCAUCUCUGAAGACAAGAGCAUCUCCUUUGCUGGCUGUGUGGCUCAGUUCUUCUUCUCUGCUGCACUGGACUACACCGAGUGUUACCUUUUGGCUACCAUGGCUUAUGAUCGUUAUGUGGCCAUCUCAAAGCCUCUGUUUUAUUCACAAGCCAUGUCCUUAAAGCUAUGUGUGUUUUUAGUAGCAGCCUCAUAUCUGGGUGGUUUCAUUAACUCUGUCAUUAUCACCAAAGACACUUUUUCCUUGACUUUCUGCAGUGACAAUGUAAUAGAUGACUUUUUCUGUGAUAUCCCACCCCUGGUGAAGCUGGCCUGUGGCAAGAAGGGCAGCUUCCAGUCUGUGUUGUUCUUCCUCUUGGCUUCCAAUGUCAUCAUUCCCAUUGUGUUUAUCCUGGCCUCUUAUCUUUUCAUCAUUGCCACGAUCUUGAGGAUUCGCUCCACUCAGGGCCGCCUCAAGGCCUUCUCCACCUGCUCCUCCCACCUCAUUUCUGUGACUUUGUACUAUGGCUCCAUUCUCUACAUUUAUGCUCGUCCCAGGUCCAGCUACUCUUUGGGUAGGGACAAAAUUGUUUCAACCUUUUACACAGUGGUAUUUCCCAUGUUGAAUCCCUUGAUCUACAGCCUGAGGAAUAAGGAUGUGAAAGCGGCUCUGAAUAAACUUCUCAAGAGCAUUUCCCUGUAA